This is a messenger RNA of Paramecium sonneborni, 1135 nucleotides long. The record is from the annotation of a GenBank genome assembly. NCBI's taxonomy places the organism in Eukaryota, Ciliophora, Oligohymenophorea, Peniculida, Parameciidae.
UGUUAAUUAAUGUUCAGUCUUUCACCAAACAAACAGAAAUAAUACCUUAGCUCUAUAAAUUAAUUUGAAUAACCAUUAGAUGACAUGAGUUGUAUAAUCGAAAAUGGUAGUGUAGGAUCUCUCUAUUUAGGCAAUAUCGAAUCAGCAUGUAUAUAAUUUAACUUAUUCAUUUAAAGCAAGUUUAGAAAAUCUGAAGAGACACAAAAUAAAAGGAGUUCUAUCCAUCUGUAUGAAUAAGAUCCCUUUUGAAGUGCAAACAUCCUUAUAAAAUUAUUUACACAUUUAUUUGGAAGAUUGUGAGUCUGAGAAUAUAGCCAAACAUUUUGAGAACUCCAAUUAAUUUAUAGAAAAAGCUAGAUAGUCUGGAAAUGUCUUAGUUCAUUGUAUGGCUGGUAUUUCUAGAUCAGCUACUCUUGUUGCAGCUUAUCUAAUGAAGAAAAACAAUAUGAGUGCUUAAGAUGCAAUUAGAUUACUUGAAAGAAAAAGAUGGUAAGUUUAUCCAAACAAUGGUUUUCUUAGAUAAUUACAAUAAUAUGAAAAAUUAUUAUUAUAAUAAAAUGGAAGAUCAGAUAUCUCUUCACCACUAAGAGAUUAAUGGUCAAAGUAAAUCAUUUUUAUUAUAUUUAGUAAAUUUUUAACUCCAACUAAAGAUAAUUUAUUUAAUAAUAAAUAUCAAGAGCAACAAUAAUCAAGUCAAAAAACAAGGCCAUUAGAUGAAAUUUGUUUUGAUAAUUAUAAAAGAAAAUCUGUUGGUCAUGAUGAUUUGUAUAGAAGUCCAGAACCAAAUGAAAAAAAACCAUUUUCAUUAACUUAACAUAGACCUAAUUCAGCAAAUAAAACCUCUCCUGAUUUGAUGAAAAAAAAGAAUUUUUUAACUGAUGCUAGUAAUCUUAAUUUAUAUUAAUUAGUUAAUGGUAAUAAAAAAGAUGGUUUAGCUGCACUUGCUUUGGAAUUAAAUUAAAUAGAUUGGUAAAGUAAAAAAUUAGAUUUUGAAAGCAAAUAUUCAAAACCAUCAACUAUUUAAUAAAAUAGUGGAAAGUCUUUCUUGACUCCAACUCGUCCCUUAUAAUUAAAUCAACAUUAAAGCAAAUUGGAUGAAUUACUAAAUUCUUUCAAUAGAAAAUCAAUACUAUGA